This is a messenger RNA of Suillus fuscotomentosus, 793 nucleotides long. Its product is annotated as mitochondrial import protein Pam17. Gene Ontology annotation, cellular component: PAM complex, Tim23 associated import motor. NCBI's taxonomy places the organism in Eukaryota, Fungi, Basidiomycota, Agaricomycetes, Boletales, Suillaceae. Gene Ontology annotation, biological process: protein import into mitochondrial matrix. The record is from RefSeq and is a predicted model, not a curated record. The transcript is spliced from 6 exons. Bases 19 to 600 code for a protein of 193 amino acids.
CUCCAUCCGUUUCUCAUAAUGUCAGUGCCUCUUGCAAGGGUCAGCCGUCAUGAAGUGCGCCUCGUGCCGUCACGGAUAUGCCGUCGGGCAGUCUUGAACAUCAGACAUAACUCAACCACAGCAGUCUCCGAGGCAGAACAACAGAACUUGUCCUGGUCAAAAUAUCUAGAGAUUCGCAAAAGUAAACGAAAAUGGGAAACUGCCGUUACCAUUCCGGCAUGUAUUCUCGGGUUGGUGGGAGGACUUGCAUACUUUGGUUCUCUAGAGUCAGACGCAACGAAGCCUAUCAUGGGGAUAGAUCCGUUGUUUUUCUACAGCGGUUGCACGGUCUCAUGCAUGGGACUCGGAUAUCUCAUUGGCCCUAGUAUCGGGGCUGCAGGCUGGAGAAUGACCCACCGUCGCACAAUGAACCUCAUAGAAGCUAAAGACCGGGAAUUUCACCGACACAUAGUGAAGAAUCGCGUAGAUCCCACAGCUCAAAGUGCCACGAACCCUGUGCCAGAUUUCUAUGGUGAAAAGAUUGGAUCUCUCCACCAAUAUCGACAAUGGUUGCGUGACCAAGCUAGGUUUAGACGGAAAGCACGAUUUGCGGAGGAAUGAGAUGUUCGUGUCCUAAGAUUGCUGAGUAACUUUGCACCUUACCCUCCAUAAUUGACAGUGUAUUUGGUAAAUCGUGUUUCAAUAGUAACUGACAGAUUUACCAUUGCUUCAUCCUCACCUCUCAGUCCCGACGAGUUUUGUUGCUCCGUAAACGAGUUACUGACCAUCGAAUAAAUUAAGGGUUACGCAAAAA